Cucumis melo (muskmelon) is the source of this 2039-nucleotide messenger RNA. Its product is annotated as aladin. Bases 295 to 1644 code for a protein of 449 amino acids. Gene Ontology annotation, biological process: nucleocytoplasmic transport. Gene Ontology annotation, molecular function: protein binding. NCBI's taxonomy places the organism in Eukaryota, Viridiplantae, Streptophyta, Magnoliopsida, Cucurbitales, Cucurbitaceae. The record is from RefSeq and is a predicted model, not a curated record. Gene Ontology annotation, cellular component: nuclear pore. The transcript has 14 exons.
CACCUUCCUUUGAUUAAUUGCUCUGACAUUCUUACCGAUCGUUAUAUUUUCGAUCUUACAUUUCAAUAUAUGCCCAUAAACCCUACCAUAAACCCUAAUUUCAAACUUCUCAGAAAGUUCUAAAACAGUAUCUAACUGGAAAAUCCUCCUACGGACCCGAAAGAGUAGGCGGGAAAAUCCGGUGGUCAAUUCAAACAAUCCAAGAACUUCGCCAGAAAUCAGAAUCAGUUCUUGAGCUGAAUUGGGCAGGAAUUUACUCAUCUGAUCCAUUUAGGGCUUUGAAUUUCCCUUACAAUGCCUUCAUUUCCCCCUCCUGGAUCUGUUACCAUCUGCGAAAUCAAUCGCGACCUCAUUACUGCCGAUUGCCUUUCCGAUGAUCGGGCGAACGAUACUUAUGGGAAAGUCCUUGGUAUGGUGUUUAGUCCUGUUCCAUUUCAGUCCGAUUUUUUGGUGUCGCCAACUCCCGAACCGAAGAAUGAGCCUAGGAACGAUGAAGCAAAUGGGGAAAUUAUUCAACGGAAGGGUGUGAUUGCAUCUUUGCAGGGAUUCAUCGAGGGCUCCAUCAACCGUUUUUUGCGUCCUAAUGAUGUAAAAUACUUACCAACUGAAUAUCUUCAAGGAGUGAGUUGGCACCAGCACAAGCAUAUUAUUGCAUUCAUAUCUGGGACGAAUCAAGUUGUUGUCCGUGACUAUGAAAAUGCAGAAGGAAAAGACCCUUGUAUUUUGACCCAUGACUUGCAAAGAGAUGUUAAAGUUCUUGAGUGGAGACCAAAUGGCGGGAGGACUCUGUCUGUUGCAUGCAAAGGUGGAAUUUGUAUAUGGGCUGCUUCUUUCCCUGGAAAUGCUGCUUCCGUGAGACCUGGUGCUGUGUCUUUCUUAGGAUCAUUCUCAAGAGGCUCCGGGGUUCGAUAUACACUAGUUGAUUUUCUCCGAAGCCAUGAUGAACAGAUUAGUGCCCUGUCAUGGAGUCCUGAUGGAAGAUAUCUCGCAUCUGCUACUUAUGAGAGCUCUUCUUUUACCAUUUGGGAUGUGGCUCAAGGGUUGGGAACGCCCAUUAGGCGUGGAUUAGGGUGUGUAUCAACAAUCAAGUGGUCACCUACUGGAGAUUACUUUUUUGCUGCAAAAUUCGAUGGAACAUUUUAUCUUUGGGAAACGAAUGCAUGGACAUCUGAACAAUGGUCUUCAACAAGUGGUUUUGUCACGGGAGCAAUUUGGGAUCCCGAAGGACGUAUGAUACUGCUUGCUUUCUCUGAUUCUUCAGUAUUGGGUUCAAUUCACUUUGCAUCUAAGCCUCCGUCAUUAGUUGCACAUCUGUUACCUGUUGACUUACCAGAGAUUACUACUUUGACGAACAGUCAAGGUAUUGAGAAGAUAGCAUGGGAUGCUUCAGGAGAGCGACUGGCUGUUUCUUUCAAGGAUGGAGACGAAUUAUAUAACGGUCUGAUCGCAGUAUAUGACGUUAAAAGGACACCCCUGAUUUGUCCAUCCUUAAUUGGCUUUAUUAGAGGACCUGGAGAUAAUCCAAAGCCAGUUGCAUUUUCUUUCCAUGGCAAGUUCAAGCAAGGACCUUUGCUUUCAGUGUGUUGGAGCAGUGGAUUUUGCUGUACCUAUCCUCUGAUAUUCCGCUCUCAUGUGGUUCCUUAGUUGUGGUUCUCUUGAGAAGGCCUAAUCUGGGUAGGAUUACUGUAUGGUGCUAAAUCUCGAAGAGAAAGAGGUUAUCUAAUUCUUCUGUACAGUUUCUGUUGCCGCAAAUCCUAUGGUACCAUCUUCAACUCUUGCUUUUGUUAUUAGGAAAAAGAAAAAAGGAAAGAAAAAAAGUUAGUAAGAAAGAAAAGCUCUCUGAUGGGUUUGUUUGCAUCAAAGUUUUGAUGUCGUGGUUAUUCUUAGAACUCAAGAACGCACUCAUACAACCUAUAAAACCGAUUCUGUUCAAGUAAGGUCGUGAUGUUCAAGUGGAUAUUCUGAUUAUGGAGAUCAUGUUAUUUGUAUCAAAUGUUUGAAAUAUUAAAUAGAACUUUCAUUUUCCUCUUUUUUCUUUA